AUGGCCGUAGCCAAAAAAGCUUUGCAAAUAAGAUUACCACCUCUACCCAGUAUUAAAGAUGUUAUCCGACUAUACAAAUUACGUGCCCUUAAAGAACUGUCUCAGAAUUUUCUCAUGGAACCCAGACUGAUUGAUAAAAUUGUAAAAGCUGCAGGUCAUAUAGAAAACAAUGUUGUUUGUGAAGUUGGACCAGGGCCUGGUGGUAUAACCAGGUCUAUAAUACAACAAGGACCUAGAAAAGUAAUCCUAGUCGAGAAAGAUCCACGAUUUAUUCCUACUUUAGAACUUAUAGCUGAUGCAUGCAGAGAUAAAUUAGACGUUGAUAUAAUAACUGGUGAUAUCUUAAAAACUAAUAUUGCUCAUUUUAUCCCUGAAGAUGUUAAACGUGAAUGGACAGAUCUCCCUCCACCAGUGAACCUGAUUGGUAAUUUACCAUUUAGUGUCUCAACAAUAUUAAUGAUAAGAUGGCUAGAAAUGAUUUCAAGGAAAGAAGGUCCAUGGUCAUUUGGGCGUACUAGGAUGACACUAACAUUUCAAAAAGAAGUCGCUGAAAGAAUGGCUGCACCUAUUAUGGAUAAGCAAAGAUGUAGAUUGUCAGUAAUGUGUCAAAACUGGUGUAAUGUGAAAUACAAAUUUGAUAUUCCAGGAACAGCUUUUCUUCCAAAGCCUGAAGUAGAUGUAGGAGUGGUUACACUGACACCUUUAAAACGGCCUAUCAUCAAGUUACCAUUUAAGCUUGUAGAAAAAGUAAUUCGGCAAAUAUUUUCUAUGAGGCAAAAAUAUUCUAUUAGAGGUGCUCAAACAUUGUUUCCAGAGGAAGUGCGGGAAGAAAUGGCUCUUAGAAUGUAUAAAAUGGCAGAUCUUGACCCAGUAACUAGGCCAUUCCAAAUAGCUAAUGGUGAAUUUGGCAGAUUAUGUGAAGCAUAUAAUGAAAUUAUUCAAAAAUAUCCAGAAUUUGAAAAUUAUGACAAUAGGGCACCUAAGAAAACUACUAAACCUGUUGUAGAGGCAGAAAUU
Molecule: messenger RNA, 1017 nt
Organism: Brenthis ino (lesser marbled fritillary)
Lineage: Eukaryota; Metazoa; Arthropoda; Insecta; Lepidoptera; Nymphalidae
Source: the annotation of a GenBank genome assembly